AUGGCGCUCUUCAUUCAGCUGUUACUGCUGUCAUUAGACUCGACUCACACACCUCUCUCCUCUGCACCACUCAAGACUCGUCUGCGCGCUUUACAACAUCUAAUCCGCUGUUCAGAGAAGAGGGAGCAAUGACUGGCCAUCACUGGGGAUAUGGGGAGUACAACGGUCCAUCAGAAUGGCACAAAGACUAUCCCAUUGCUGAGGGUAACCGCCAGUCACCUAUUGAUAUAGUCCCUUCAGAAGCUGUAUUUGAUGCCAGACUGUCUCCUAUCUCGCUGUCUUACAACAACUGCACCUCUGUCAGCAUAUCAAACAAUGGCCAUUCUGUGGUAGUGGAGUUCACUGACUCAGAUGAGAGAUCAGUGAUCCGGGGAGGUCCUCUGGAAAACACGUACAGACUUAAACAGUUUCACUUCCACUGGGGAGGCAAGGGUUGCCGUGGCUCUGAGCACACGGUUGGUGGGAAAACCUACGCUUCUGAGCUUCAUCUGGUUCAUUGGAAUGCUAUAAAGUACAAGUCCUUUGGUGAGGCAGCAGCAGCACCUGAUGGCCUGGCUGUCCUUGGCAUCUUUCUGGAAGUUAGUUUUAGUAUAGGUGAUGAGCACAGAGCUCUUCAUCAGAUAACAGAUGCCUUGUAUAUGGUUAAAUUCAAGGGAAGUGUUACUGAUUUUAAGGGCUUUAACCCAAAGUGCCUCCUGCCGAACAGUCUGGAGUACUGGACGUACCCAGGCUCUCUCACAACUCCUCCACUGUAUGAGAGCGUCACAUGGAUUGUGCUGAAAGAACCGAUUUAUGUUUCUGAGAAGCAGAUGGGAAAGUUCCGGACACUGCUGUUUAACGAAGAGGAAGAAGACGACCGAAUGCGCAUGGAGAACAACUUCCGACCGCCACAGCCGCUGAAAGGCAGGACAGUGCGGGCCUCUUUUAAGUAGCCUGGACCACCAAUUGUGAUCAGCUAUAUUUCAAGACUUCUCUAGAAUCACCUCUGAUGUUGAAACGUGAAUUAUAAGGGUGUGGGGUUUAUUCAGUCAUGUCACUCUCUGUCUGCUGCUUAAAGGUUUUGGCCAGUGACCUCAAACACAGUUUGACUUUGACAUUGAUCUCUUUGAAUCCAAGGCUCUACAUUUUUAGAUCCCUUCUCAUCCAUCUUGAUCAGGCUUGUGCAAACAGAUCCUUGUUGCAGGUGUUGAGAUAUUUGUGCUUUCAAACAGUCGGGUCUGAUAAGCUUGCUGUCGUCUGCUUUCUCACUGCUAUAGGAAAGGGUCCGUAAUCCAGGACCUGUUAGGGGCCACCAGAGGCUCUUGUUAACUAUUGAUAUAGGUCAUGUGUGGUGUUAUUUAAGCUGUUCAUAGUAAGGCUCAUGGUGCUUUCAGGAACACAGAACUGGUGGUGGCAGGAUGGCACUCCAUUUUCACUGAAAGUUGCAUGAAUAGAUGAAAAUGGCUCAGUCAUGUAAGUAGAUAGCAUUUCUGUUUACCUGAUUGUUGUGAGUCCAUGAAGUAAGUUUUUACAGACUCUAUCAAGACUGCACUGCAGUCACUGUAGUAAAUGUUCCUGUGCUGUCAGUGAAGCCUUAUAAAUGCUCUUACAGUUACAGGAGGGUGAUGUUUGGGGGUUGAAAUGACUGAUGCAUUACACUGCUCACACUUUAAAAAACAGUUCCUAUUAUUAAUGUAAUUCCUAAUGGAAUCCCUGGCAUGACUGUAGGAGUGUUAGGGAAGAUCUCUAACAGGUCAGAGCUGUAUUAAGACUCGACUCCUGGACUACAUCCAGAUGAAACGGCAAGGAUUUUCUUUUGGGUGUUUGGUGGCUGGCAUGGUUUCAUAAAUAUUUUAUAUUGUAUUUAGUUUUUGUUUAGUAUGUACAAAAUAAAAUUGUUUUAAUAA
Messenger RNA from Cyprinus carpio (common carp), 1886 nucleotides. RefSeq names its product carbonic anhydrase 7-like. The coding region runs from base 129 to 932 and encodes 267 amino acids. NCBI's taxonomy places the organism in Eukaryota, Metazoa, Chordata, Actinopteri, Cypriniformes, Cyprinidae. Gene Ontology annotation, cellular component: cytoplasm. Gene Ontology annotation, molecular function: carbonate dehydratase activity; zinc ion binding. The record is from RefSeq and is a predicted model, not a curated record. The transcript has 7 exons. Gene Ontology annotation, biological process: regulation of intracellular pH.